GUGGAGAAGAGAGUCAAUUUUAAAGAGAGAAAAAAAGCAGUUGAACGCAACUGAAAUUCCAAUCCUCCGAGCGUAAUUCAACGUUUGCAUUUUAUCAGUGUAUUAAAUAACAACAGCUCUAGAUUAAGAUAGAGAGCGAGAGAAAGAAAGAAGGUAACGAAACCAAAAGAAGGAAACAAACUUUCGGGAAGAUGUCGUUUAAUUCACUCUUGAAAUGUUUGCUGACUUUGUUCGCCGUCUUGUCGGCGAUUCCAAUUUUAACGGAAGCGCAUCCACUCGCAACCGACUCGGAUUGUAUCAUCCAAGUGAAAAAGGAUUUGGGAGAACCGCAACCACUGUUACUCAAUCCACGAACCGAUGAGUUUCUAUUUCCCAAAACGAGCGAUGGUGAAAUUGAAUUUUCACAGGGUGAUGGCAUCAAAAUGUAUUGCACACAUGGCUUUCGUUCGCCAUUCGAUGGCAAAAAAUCGAUUAUGGCUUCAUGCGUUGCUGGCAAACAAUUUAAAGUCGAUAACAAUUUGGUGGAUGUUUCGAGGCUCGUUUGCAUUCAAUAUCCAGAGCACAACGUUCGUCGUACGAAUGACAAGUGCACGGACGGUAUAAUUGCUGAAAUUGGUUUUCAAACGGAUCGCAAAUGGUUGCAUUUGAUGCGAGUGUGUCACAAUGAAACGAUUGGCUCGACAAAUUGGGUACAAUAUAAACAAAAUCCAGCAAAUCGCGGCUAUCAACACGCAAUCAAACAAGUUGAUUUCGUACAAGGCGACUUUUAUCAAGGGCUCAAGGUGAACGAUUUGUAUUCGCGAAAUGUUCAGCGUGAAACAUGUUCGAUAAUUCUACAGUCGAAACCGUUGUGCAUGAAUUUGAUGCCGAACGGAGGGGAUUAUUUUUUAUCAAGAGGUCAUUUAGCUGCACGCUCUGACUUCAUUUACACUACACAUCAACGGGCAAGCUAUUACUUUCUCAAUGUAGCAUCUCAAUGGCAAUCGCUGAACGGGGCCAAUUGGAACAUACUAGAAGAGCAUUUGAGACGUUACAUCGAUCAACAGAAUUUAAAUGCCGAAAUUCACACGGGAACGUAUGGAAUUGUGCAGUAUGAUGAUCGGAAAGGCAUAUCACGAGACAUGUAUUUGUCAUCAAAUGAAAAGACAAAAUUUCAGAAGAUACCCGUUCCAAAAAUCUAUUAUAAAAUGGUUGUCGCCGACAAUGAUGCCGGGAUCGUAUUCAUCGGCGUGAACAACCCGUAUGCAGACGAAGCGGAAAUCAAACGAAACUACAUUUUCUGCGAAAAUGUGAUAUCCAAAGUGAAUUAUAUUCCAUGGAAACCAAACCUACGACUGGGUCAUAUAUACGCCUGUCCGAACGAUGAAUUCGUUAAGUUUGUUCCGAACGCACCAAAAGUGCCGAAAAUCAAUCGGAUAUUGCUGUAAUGGAUUGUAUGCGAGGGGUAAACCACCUCAGAAUUGGCGGAUGGAGGAUAUGAAACGUGCUCGUAUAACGUACUGAUAAAACCUUCUGAAAAUCCAUAAGAAAAACCAUACGUCAGAUGAUAAAUAAAUUUGGAAUGACUGGCAGGUCGUAAAAAAAUUUAUGGCAUCCUU
This is a messenger RNA of Sitodiplosis mosellana (orange wheat blossom midge), 1598 nucleotides long. RefSeq lists its product as uncharacterized. Gene Ontology annotation, cellular component: nucleus; mitochondrial inner membrane. NCBI's taxonomy places the organism in Eukaryota, Metazoa, Arthropoda, Insecta, Diptera, Cecidomyiidae. The coding region runs from base 192 to 1427 and encodes 411 amino acids. Gene Ontology annotation, molecular function: single-stranded DNA endonuclease activity; RNA endonuclease activity; nucleic acid binding. The record is from RefSeq and is a predicted model, not a curated record. Gene Ontology annotation, biological process: apoptotic DNA fragmentation. The transcript is spliced from 4 exons.